Molecule: messenger RNA, 3408 nt
Organism: Lodderomyces jiufengensis
Lineage: Eukaryota; Fungi; Ascomycota; Pichiomycetes; Serinales; Debaryomycetaceae
Exons: 1
Coding region: 1-3408 (1135 amino acids)
Molecular function (GO): protein binding
Source: RefSeq, a predicted model, not a curated record
AUGUAUUUACUAACAGAGGUAACAAAUUUCAAAGCCAUAUCAAAUUCAAUUAGCUUAAAUGUUCAUGAUUACAAAUUUUUGUUGGUCAAUGCGGGAAAUUCAGUACGAUUUUAUAAGUAUGCCAAUAAUGAAUUAGUUUUUAAAAUGAGUUCCAAUCUAAGAUCAAAUAUACUAUCAUGGACAAAUUUUACUUAUAAAUCUAAACAAUAUAUCCUUUUAGUUGAUGAUAUAUACUACUUACAUGUAAUGGAUAUCAAUUCAACCAAAAUUGUUGAUGAUCUUACUGUCACGAUUAGAUGUAUAGCCCAACUUUCAACUAAAGGUCAGCAACAAGCACCAGAUAUUGAAAAGCCAAUAAUGAUACCACUGAGUCCAACAGAUCCUAAUUUUAUUUUAUGCCAUUUAUUCCAAACUAAUAUUCAAAUGAUACCAGUCUCUGAUAUAGCUAAAUCUGCUUCAGAUUCACAAGAACCAUUAAACAUUCUUUCUGCACCGAUUGGUAAUAUUGAUAUUAAACAGAUUGUAUCAUUAAAUGAUGGCUCAGAAAAGAACAAGAGCCCUUCAUUUGCUGCAUUAUAUAAAGAUAUAACAUCAUCUUACUACAUAAGAGUUCUACAAUACAAUCCAAAAGAGAAUAAUUUUAACAUAAGUAGACAAUUUUCAAGUUUUGAUGAAAGUCCAUCUUUAAUAUUUUCAUAUCAUCAAAAACUAGGUGGGAUAUUUGCUUUAACAGAUUCAAGUUUAUUUUAUUUUCCACCCGAACAUUAUCAAUACGUAUCAUCAUCAAAACUAAUUAAAAAUGUCUUCAUUCUGACCAAGUCAAAAGAUAAUUACUUGGUCCUAACAGUCAGUAAACCGAGUAGAGGUAAAAACGUUAUGAUAUAUAAAUCAUUUGAAUAUAUUGAUGAAUACAGAACUUUAUUAGUCACUGCUGAUGGUAAAUGCUUUAUGCUAUAUAUGGAUGUUGAAGUAUCCUCAAGAAAUUCAUUAGUCAUAAAUCAAAUAAAUAUGAUAGAUUUGGGAGAUUUGACUAUUCCUUUGUAUGGUGGUUUACACCAUUUAGGAUCUAAUAAAUUUAUUCAAUUUUCAAAAGUUUCUAGGUCAGUACUAUUUGAAAUUUUACCAAAUAGACCAAAUAUUAAUAUUCUUGAUUAUAUUGAAUCUAGUCCACCCGUAUUGGAUAUUAAAACCGGCUACAAACCAGAAGAAAUUUAUACUUGUCAAGGUGGUUGGGAAGGUAGUGAAUUAAGAAAAUAUGCAGAGCCUAUUUGUGAUUAUAAGAUUUUAAAAUCAAACAAAAUUGAAAGUUAUUCACCAUUUAAGAUUGGUAGAGUAGACAAUAAAUUUGUCUUUGGAGAUCUAUUAAAAAACACCACUCCCCGUAAAGCGAUUUAUAUUAAUGAUGACCUUGAAGCAAGUAUUGAAGAGCAAGAAUUUGACUUAGAAGUUUUGGAUAUGCUUCGUACACCUGAAACUGAACUAAUAAUUACAUCUAAAGCGUUAAAGCACAACACAAAUACAAUUUUAGAAGCUCCGAUACAAUUUGGAAAGAUAAUUCCUGAAUAUGGUGUAGUUCUUAUGGUUUCUGGUGAAAAAAUAUAUCUAUAUGAUUAUUUCAAAGGUAAAAUUGAAGAAAUUAAGCUCAACGUAGAUGAUGGAGAAGUUUCAAGUAUUGAUGCAUAUCGUUCAAAUGAUGAAUUCUGGAUUAUCAGUACUUUUUAUUCGGGUUUAUAUCAAGUGUGGCAUGUCAAUGAAACUUCCAAACAAUUACAACAUUCAGAUUCAAUAAAGGGUGAAAGUCCAUCGGCUAUUUACUCAUGUUGCAUCGCGAAGGAUAAAACAAGUGACAGUCUCACAUUUAGAGUGUUUUUGAUGUCCUUAAAUGGCUCACUUUUACAGCUCCUAUUUUCCUUCCAUUCAAAUACAUUUAAACUAAUUUAUUCAAACCUAUCAGUAUUGAAUCAAAGCUUACCAUUACUUAUUAUAAGAAAAUUUGAUGACAUAGUAAUUUACAACUCAAAAAUGGUUUAUAUUCCACAAAUUCUCUGUCCUUCUAGAAAUUAUUGUUACACUAAAAUCCCCAAAAAGGGUAUUGCAAAUAUAGAAUUUGUCGAAGGCGAAGAAGACCAAGUUAUUGUUUUCUUUGAAAAUGGUUUAAUUGAAAAAUGGGGAAUCGAUUUUCUUGGAGUAACUUCUCGUACAAUCGAGCCUCAAUCAAUAUUUUCAAACAAAUUAUUUGUAAAAUGUUUACCCAUGUCUGGUGGUGAAUACAUGGUUGCUGUCUCUUAUGAUCAAUAUAAUCCUAAUACAGAUUUCACAAGUGAACUUUUACUCGUUGAACUACAUUCCUUCACAGUUGUGGAUAGAUUUAAGUUAUACAAUAAUGCAGAGGUGUCCGAUUUGUGUGAAUUUGAAGGUAAAGUUGCAAAUCUAGUGCAUACUGAUUACAAAAAGUUUGUUUGCUUAACGUCAUCAGAUAAAAGUUCUUUAUAUAUAUUUUCAAUUCAAGAUCUGAAAUUAAAAUUGAUAAAUAAAGAAGCUAUACCAAAAGUGGAUUUAAAUACCGAAGUCAAAUUUCUGAGCAUAAGUCAAAUUCCUCAUGAUCCAAAUAAAUUGGAUAAUGGAGUACUUUUUUUACUAUCAGGAAAUAUAAUUAUGCAAAUUCAAUUAAUAGUUGAAGAUCGUACCUACAAAGCAGUAUUACAUCAGACAGAAGAUAUUCAACCCGCUGCUUCAUUUACAGUUGCUCAGUCAUGUGUUAGUAAUAAAGUAGCAUAUUUGGCUGAUGCUUUAGAUGGUAUAUUUGAAUACAAUAUUUCACCUAAUAUAUCGUUGUCAAAAGCUAAGAUUGAAAAUGCACCCGAGGAGAAUUAUAGUGACUUAAACCAGUUACUUACUUGUUUGUCAGUUGCUAAAUCAGACGAAAUCUCAAAUAUUUUAAUAUCAGGAGAUUCACUUGGAAAUAUCAGAAUAUUUGACAGAGAUACUAAUACUGGCGUUACCAUACUUACCUCCAAAUUCAAUAUUGAUCUUGGACAAAUCAACGCAAUUACUACCGUGAACCGUCCAUUCAAAUACGGCCAACAUUUAGCUACAAUUGGUAAUUUAUCAGGUGGACUUUACAAUUUAUAUGAUAUCACAUCUCAAGAAAUGAAACAAAUUUUAAUACUGUGUGAUCUUGAAUUAGAUAACUACGGAGAGAAAUUUAGAAUUAUGAAUAUGGAUUACAAAGAAAUUGAUGCAGGUAACAUCUUAAUACCUGAAACUUCUGCGUAUUCUAAUAUAAUUGACGCUAGAGCUAUUAAAUCAUAUUUGGGAAAUUAUGAAAAGAUACUGAAAUCAUCGGAAUUUGAAACAUUAGCCAAGUAUAAAGAUAAAUUGAGUGAUCUUAUAGACCAUUGCAAAUAA